Molecule: messenger RNA, 952 nt
Organism: Magnolia sinica
Lineage: Eukaryota; Viridiplantae; Streptophyta; Magnoliopsida; Magnoliales; Magnoliaceae
Exons: 2
Coding region: 42-473 (143 amino acids)
Molecular function (GO): protein dimerization activity
Source: RefSeq, a predicted model, not a curated record
UUGCAUUUAAUUGCAAUAAUGUAAAAAAGAGAUGUGUUCCAAUGUGGAACAAAAUAGAUGAAAGAUGGACUCCUCAGCUUCAUCGUCCUCUACAUGCAGCCGGGUACUAUCUGAAUCCUCAAAUACGGUACUCAGGUAAGUUCUCUACACACCCUGAGAUAAAAAGGAGGUUGUUUGAGUGCAGGGAUAGGAUGAUCCCCCAUGAAGAGCAUGCUGAUGCUGAUAUUCAGUUGGAUGAAUAUGACAAGAGAAGAGGGGAUUUUGGCUCUCGCCUUGCACUCGAAACCAUGACAAAGCGUUCCCCAACUGAUUGGUGGGAACGCUUUGGAGAUAGAACUCCACAGCUUACGAAGUUUGCAGUACGAGUUUUAAGCCUCACAUGCAGUACUUCUGGCUAUGAGAGAAAUUGGAGUACUUUUGAGCAGGUGACUUUUGUACCAUUCAAUAUUCUAAAUUGGUUAAUUUUUAUUUAGUAGAUUAGCAAGUCUUUGAUAAUUGACUGACAUAGAUCAUCACAUGAUCAAAUCCACACAAAGAAGAGAAAUCGGCUAGAGCAACAAAAACUCAACUCUCUAGUAUAUGUGAUGUAUAAUAUGAAACUGAGAGAAAGAAGCAUGAAGAGAAGGGCGGCAAUGGAUCCAAUAUUGGUGGACCACAUUGAAUCAGAUGAUGAAUGGAUUGUUGAGAAAGAAGGCCCUGUUCUCCCAACUGAUUCAUCGUGGCUCGAAGAUCAAAAUAUGGCCUUUGAUAUUAGUGCCAUUACAACUAUUCCGGAGUCUAAUGAUCCAGUUGACAACAAUGCACCAUCAACAUCUAAUAUUUCUGAAGGAGUUUGCCCCCCACCUUCCUCAAAGAAAAGGAAGACAACUACUUUAAGUGUUUAUAGUUAUAGACUAAGUUACAUGAAUAUUUUUAACAAAGAAAGUAAAAGACCAAUGAAUCUCUUCUUUUU